GCAGCCCCGGCGAUGUCACGACAGCCCCGACAGUUGUAGCACCCGCGGCUUCCGGGGCGGGCGGGGCGCCCCGCGCGUCGUGUCCGCUCCCGCCCCGCCGCGGGGCCGAGCGCGGGGGCGGCGCUUCGGUUGCCGGGGCGGGCCGGGUGUCGCCAUCAUCGCCAUCACCGCCGUCAUCAUCGUCACCAUCGCCAUGAGUCAAGAUGAGAGAUAUGCUUUCAUUGCUGAAUGGUACGACCCAAAUGCUUCACUCUUUCGACGUUAUGAACUUCUGUACUAUCCAAAAGAUGGAUCAGUUGAAAUGUACGAUAUGAAGAACCGCCGCACCUUUCUGAAGCGCACCCAGUAUGAGAGCUUACACCUCGAGGAUUUAUACGUGGGAAGCAAAAUUACUGUUUUUUCCCGUCAUCUCUCCAUAGUGGACUAUGGGAAUCCAUAUACAUCUCGCAAGCUUGGGAGCCGCAAAGAGAGAACACUGGCUUUGAUUAAACCUGAUGCAAUGCACAAGAUUGGAGAAUUAAUUGAUAUCAUUAUUAAUUCAGGAUUGACAAUAACUAAAGCCAAAAUGAUGCUGCUUUCAAGAAAAGAAGCAGCUGAUUUCUACGUAGACCAUCGAGCAAAACCUUUUUAUCAUGAGCUUCUCCAGUUCAUAACGAGUGGUCCCGUUCUUGCUAUGGAGAUCUUAGGAGAUGAUGCAGUUAGUAAGUGGAAAGCAAUAGUGGGGCCAGCAAACCCUGCAGCAACUGAAAGUGAUACACUGGAUAGCAUCAGAGAGAACUUUGGACAUGGUGGCCUAAGAAAUGCAGCUCAUGGCCCAGAUUCAGUUGCUUCAGCUGCUAAAGAGCUGGAGUUGUUCUUUCCCUCCAGUGGGGGUCGUGGACCAGUGAGCAGUGCAACAUUCACAAACUGUACUUGUUGCAUUAUUAAGCCUCAUGCUGUUAAUGAAGGGCUUGCUGGAAAGAUUAUAAAAGCCAUCCUCAAGGGAGGAUUUCAGAUCUCAGCUUUGCAGAUGUUCAACAUGGAGCGUCCAAAUGCGGAAGAAUUUUAUGAGAUUUACAAAGGUGUUGUCCCUGAAUACCUGGAGAUGGUUUCAGAGUUGUGUUCAGGGCCUUGCAUAGCAAUGGAGAUUACACCAUCCGAGCCUCCAAAAGUGUUCAGAGACUUCUGUGGUCCUUCUGAUCCU
Messenger RNA from Lepidothrix coronata (blue-crowned manakin), 1183 nucleotides. RefSeq names its product NME/NM23 family member 7 (gene NME7). The record is from RefSeq and is a predicted model, not a curated record. Gene Ontology annotation, biological process: GTP biosynthetic process; CTP biosynthetic process; UTP biosynthetic process. Gene Ontology annotation, molecular function: nucleoside diphosphate kinase activity; ATP binding. The annotation marks the transcript as partial. Gene Ontology annotation, cellular component: centrosome. The transcript is spliced from 10 exons. NCBI's taxonomy places the organism in Eukaryota, Metazoa, Chordata, Aves, Passeriformes, Pipridae.